This is a messenger RNA of Acipenser ruthenus (sterlet), 8096 nucleotides long. RefSeq names its product oxysterol-binding protein-related protein 8-like. The transcript has 21 exons. Gene Ontology annotation, molecular function: cholesterol binding. The record is from RefSeq and is a predicted model, not a curated record. Gene Ontology annotation, cellular component: intracellular membrane-bounded organelle; cytosol; membrane. Bases 3547 to 6219 code for a protein of 890 amino acids. NCBI's taxonomy places the organism in Eukaryota, Metazoa, Chordata, Actinopteri, Acipenseriformes, Acipenseridae.
GAAACGCUGUUCGUAUCAUAUUUUAGAUACAAAUGCAACUAGGAAUUUAACUAACUAAGAAUCAAGCCCUUGGGGUAUUUUGGUCACAUGGCUAUUUUGGUAUCUCUAGUGUCUUUGGAUAUCAUUGGGCUCUGUCCUUGAUGUUUACUGCAUGCAGAGGUUACAUGAGGGGGAUUGUGCUAUGCAUACACAAUCAACACAAGAGGAGAUGUCUCAUACAGUACAUGGACUGCAAGGAUUAGUUAAUGCUAAGCACAGUGCAGUUGUCAUAUGUAGACACUGUACCCUAUGUGCGUGUUCAUUUCCACAGUCCUUUCACUGAAGAAUCAUUCCUCCUCUAUUGACUGAAUAUAGACACUCGAAGACGCCAUGCGUUCUGAAUGAGGGGUUCUGUCUCGAUGGCUUUCUCUUGGUUAAAUACAUCAGUAAAUAGUAGGAAAGGGCGUAUUGAUUUUCUUCCUGUUCGUGAGGUCAUGUUCUUAAAAUAUGCCAUGCUGAACCUCUUAGGAAUUUGACAUUCUCUUUAGAAGUAUGGAGUUUUAUGGUAUUCAUGCACUGUAUGUUUUCAUCGUUCAUAGAAUUUCCACACAGGCCAGAUUUUGCCAUAGACAGCAGGCUGAGAUGAUUGCUCCUGAUCGGUAUGUAUAAGAAACAGCAGCCAGCACAGAGGGAAUUAUGGGACAUCAGCUAUUUCUGCACUAAGUUACUUCAUGAAGACAGUGCUAUUGUAACUGAUUUAAAUCCCUUCACUAUCUUGUUGGGAAAUAAGUAUAUACUGGUAUAGGGGCAUAUCCAGAAGCAGUGCUGUUUAUCUGCUGUGCUGUGUUCAGUGGACCUCAUUUAAAAAUGUUAGGGAAGCGAAUAACAGAGAAUUAUGGGCAGCUGCAGAAAGAUCUGUUGGGCCCAAGUUAAAGCCCAAGACACGGGUAAUUCCCGGGGAGCGCAUUACUGUAUUAGUAGUGAGCGUUAUGUCUAUAUAAUACAUUGAUUUAUUUGUCAUUUUAAGUAUGUUAGGUUUUAUUUUUUUCAGCGAGGGUGAAAGGGUAGUUUCCUUUCCUCUUUAAAACGUAGCUGUUUUGCAGUUUGCUGGGGGAAAUGGCUGAGAUAGUUGAGGAAAGGCCACGAAGAAGCGUGGCUCUGGAAAUGGUGGGUUAUUAAGAACUUUGGUGCAGUGUGAAGCACUGAAAUGAAGGCAGUGUCGGAUUCCCACAGGUGACAGAUGGAGAGCAGUGUAUCAAUGUGAUGCUGUAGUAUAAUGGAUAAGUCUUUUUUCAUACUCUUCCCCACUUCAUUGCAUGAACCUGGCAGUGUUAUGUUACGUGAUGAGCAAAAGCGAUAAUGCUAUUUGUGCCUGAAACAACGAGGGAUCAGGUUUUGCAAAUCUACCUGGGCUUUCAGGGCGAAGCAUUAAGACAAAACAGAGGCAUGACUGGCGUACUGCAGAAACCUAAUGUUACCUGGCUGCACGUGGAAACACGCCCUGCAUUUUAGAAGGAAUGAAAAUGCUAAAAUAAUGACUGAAAAAACCUCUCCCCCAUAAAACAAGUUUAUAUUCCAAGCUACUUUAUGCUGUACAUUUUCUAAGAAUAGUGCUGUGGUAUCAGAUUAACAACGGCACAAAUAGUCUGUAAAGGAAACUUGUUUACAGUCAGGUGAGGCAGACCUGCUGAAUAAGAGCUGUACAUGAGGUCCUGUUCGUGCACAAGCCCAGUUCCAUGCACACCUGAUUAAAUGGCAUUAUGAGGAACCUGUUUAAAACCAAAUAGGCUAUCAGUACACACACACAUUCACAACAGGGUAUGGUAUAUACAUGUAUUCUCUUUGCCCGAACUAUUUAAUAUGCUCCAAACAAAGAAAAGGAAGCCAAUUAGAGGUCUAUUCUCCCUCACAGAGCAGCUUUGGAGACUGGGAAGUUUGUGAGGUUGCCUAGCAACCCUGUGCUUGUCACCGUGCUAAUGCUUAAGUCAAAAGUGAAUAACGUUUAGAGUUUUAGGGGCUUUUGAGCAUAAAGGAAGAUUGACUUAAUCUUCAGAAGAGAUGUAACAGCCUUUUCAAAGGAAAGAAUCCUACUGCAACCCCCGAACACAUCACACUUUACAAAGGGGGAAAAAAUAGCUUUAUAUUAUAUCUAAUCAAUUUCCUUUAAAACUACAAACCCAAUAAAUCUGUGACAGGUUCUUUAAAUCCAGACCUGUGUGUCUCAGGGGUUUAUCAGGAGUACCCUGUGUUUGAAAUGUCUGUUUGUUUCAGGGGUUUAUUAGUAGAAACCUGUGUUUGAAAUGCCUGUCCGUUUCAGGGGUUUAUCAGUAGAACCCUGUGUUUGAAAUGCCUGUGUGUCUCAGGGGUGUAUCAGUAGAAUCUUGUGUUUUGAAAUGCCUGUGUGUCUCAGGGGUGUAUCAGUAGAACCUUGUGUUUUGAAAUGCCUGUGUGUCUCAGGGGUGUAUCAGUAGAACUCUGUGUUUGAAAUGCCUGUGUGUUUCAGGGGUUUAUCAGUAGAAAGAACUCUGUGUUUGAAAUGCCUGUGUGUUUCAGGGGUUUAUCAGUAGAAAGAACUCUGUGUUUGAAAUGCCUGUGUGUCUCAGGGGUGUAUCAGUAGAACUCUGUUUGAAAUGCCUGUGUGUUUCAGGGGUUUAUCAGUAGAAAGAACUCUAUGUUUGAAAUGCCUGUGUGUCUCAGGGGUUUAUCAGUAGAAAGAACUCUGUGUUUGAAAUGCCUGUGUGUUUCAGGGGUUUAUCAGUAGAACCCUGUGUUUGAAAUGCCUGUGUGUUUCAGGGGUUUAUCAGUAGAACUCUGUGUUUGAAAUGCCUGUGUGUUUCAGGGGUUUAUCAGUAGCCGUUUUGGGUUGUGUUGCUGCAGCUUCAGAAAUCUCCAAUGAAUUGUUAGCCAGUUCAGCUCACUGUUGUCUCCCCAGGUAGUUGAGCACUGAAAAAGAUCUGAGUUUGCAAGGAUGUAUUUAGGUAGCAGAGUUUUGCAAUCCUGUCAUUGUCAGGGUAACAUGAAAGUAUUAUAGGAUGCUGAGAGACAAGUAGGCAGAGGAGUAUAAUGUAUUAAAAUAUGUUGCUUUUCUUUUCUUUUUUGUUACUCUGAGCCUUUCAAAAACCAGUUGUCAUGUGCAUGGUCUGAAAUGAAGGGAAACGUGCAUUAUUCACACAGUGGGGAUUUACAGCAAAGGAGUAUUUUGAAGAAUCUGUGCAGAUACAGAAUUAAAAAAGUCUUGAGUAGCUGUGCUGCUGCCCCAGCAAAAUGCUAAGUGUGAUGUGAUGUUUUUUAACAGUUUGUUUGAGGAACCAGAAUUUGCAAGAGGAGUAGACUUCCUGCUGAUUCGCCGGUGUGAGAUCCAGUGGCCAGUUGAGAGAGAGAGAGAGAGAGAGAGAGAGCGAGAGAGAGAGACACACAGAAAGUGCAUGUGUUCGUGUUUGUACUAAGCGCUGCUCUUGCUUGCCUGUGAGUCUCACUGCUCCUAGUAGCUCCUGCUAGCUCGCUGCUUGCCUCAGCAGCCUCAGUCCUCUGUGUUUGAGGGACACUUGCCCAGGGUACGGCGCCUCUAUGAUGAAAGAAGAGGGCGUGCUGCGCAGGAGGUUCUCCACCUGCGCCGGGGUGACGGCCGUGUUUUCGCCCCGGACUGAUGGGCGCAAACUCAUUCGCAAUGCCUCUUUCGGGGGGUACAAUGAGCUCUCCCCUGUCCUGUCAGGUUUCGAUAGGGGAAAGGAUGACGUUUCACAGCCUAAAGAGGACUCUACCCUUUCCAUGUCUAAAAGCAAGUCUGAAUCAAAGCUCUACAAUGGUUCUGACAAGGAGGUUUCAUCCACAGAGAGCAAACUUACAAAGAAGGAGUCUCUUAAAGUACAGAAGAAGAAUUACAGAGAAGAAAAGAAGAGGGCGACUAAGGAGUUACUCAGCACCAUCACAGACCCCUCGGUGAUUGUCAUGGCAGACUGGCUGAAGAUCCGGGGCACGCUGAAGAGCUGGACGAAGCUGUGGUGUGUGCUGAAGCCGGGCGUGCUGCUGAUCUACAAGACUUUGAAGAACGGUCAGUGGGUCGGCACGGUGCUGCUCAAUGCCUGCGAGCUCAUCGAGCGCCCCUCCAAGAAGGACGGCUUCUGCUUCAAGCUGUUCCACCCCCUGGAGCAGUCCAUCUGGGCGGUCAAGGGUCCAAAAGGGGAAACAGUAGGAUCCAUCACUCAGCCUUUACCCAGCAGUUACCUGAUCUUCCGGGCUGCUUCCGAGUCAGAUGGCAGGUGCUGGCUGGAUGCUCUGGAGCUGGCACUGAAAUGCUCAAGCCUCCUGAAGCGCACCAUGAUCAGGGAAGGCAAGGAGCUGGAAGUGGGAUCCUCGGGAGAGCACUCCCAGGUCAACUUGUACAGCCUGCUGCGAGCCAGCAACCUGCAAGGACCUGACAGCUUCACCUUCAAUGACAGCGAAAUCGAGACGCAGCACUUCAGGGACCACGACCUUUACUCUGACAAGUCGGACCGGGAGAACGAGCAGGACCACGAGGAGUCGGACAACGAUGGGCUGGAGAAGAGCGAGGAGAGCGACACAGACACCUCGGAGCGGCAGGACGACUCUUACCUGGAACCCGAGCCCAUCGAGGUGCUGCGCGAGACCACCUACCUGGAGCAGUCUCGCGAGGAGCUGGGGGAGGCUGGGGAGGCCUCUCAGACAGAGACAGUGUCUGAGGAGAACAAGAGCCUGAUCUGGACGUUACUGAAGCAGGUGCGUCCAGGGAUGGACCUCUCCAAGGUGGUGCUGCCUACGUUCAUCCUGGAGCCUCGCUCCUUCCUGGACAAGCUCUCGGAUUACUACUAUCACGCCGACUUCCUCUCCGAGGCUGCUGUUGAAGAAAAUGCCUACAAUCGACUGAAGAAGGUUGUGAAAUGGUACUUGUCAGGAUUUUACAAAAAACCACAGGGACUGAAGAAACCUUACAAUCCAAUUCUUGGUGAAACAUUCAGAUGUUUGUGGAUUCAUCCCCAGACAAGCAGCAAGACGUUUUACAUUUCUGAACAGGUGUCCCAUCAUCCGCCAGUGUCUGCCUUCUAUGUAAGUAAUAGAAAAGAUGGGUUUUGCCUCAGUGGUAGCAUCCUGGCCAAAUCAAAGUUUUACGGUAACUCAUUAUCUGCCAUACUGGACGGAGAAGCCAGACUAACUUUCCUGAACAGGGGAGAGGAUUAUGUGAUGAAUAUGCCGUAUGCUCAUUGCAAAGGAAUUCUUUAUGGUACAUUGACUCUGGAGCUUGGAGGGCAGAUAAACAUCAUGUGUGAGAAAACGGGAUACAGCGCUUUGCUUGAAUUCAAACUGAAGCCGUUUCUAGGCAACAACGACAGUGUUAACCAAAUAUCUGGAAAAAUCAAACUUGGCAAGGAAGUACUGGCUACUUUGGAGGGCCACUGGGACAGUGAGGUCAUCAUCCACGAUAAGAAGACCGGAAUCUCCGACACGUUCUGGAAUCCCACUCCUGAGCUGAGGCAGAGCCGGCUGAUGAGGUGCACCGUGGUGACCGAGGAGCAAGAGGACUGGGAAUCGGAAAAACUGUGGCAGCACGUUACCCAAGCCAUCCAUAACAAAGACCAGAUGGAAGCCACCAACGAGAAGUAUAUCCUGGAGGAAGCGCAGAGGAAGGCGACCCGGGAGAGGAAAGCCAAGUGCGAGGAGUGGAAAUGCAGGCUGUUUGAGCAGGACCCCAUCACGGGAGAGUGGCAGUACAGAUAUGCAGAUACCCGACCUUGGGAUCCUCUGAAUGAUAUGGUACAGUUUGAGAAAGAGGGUUGGAUCCAGACUAAAGUCAGGCACCGCACACCUAUGGUACGUUCUGGGAGUGUAAUUAGUCUCAGUAACCAGGGGGCAAGGCGGGACAAUUGCAAAUGUCAGGUCACUGUUCCUAAAAGAAAGCGCAAGCAAACUGAUCAACCGGAAAGUGUGGAGAGUGGCUGCUCCUCCCCCGAACCUGAUCAACGUGACUCUUUGGGCAGUGAAAGACACAAAAUAAAGCACAGCUCAAGGUUAAGGAAAAAAGGUGCCGACCUCAAUGAACUUCAAAGUGCCAUUGACUCUAUUAAACAUACCCAAGAGGAAAUUAAUAGAAGCAUCACUGCUCUCCGAAGUCGUGCCCUGGCGGGCCAGCCUCCACCAGAGAGCAAUUUCCUGCAGCAGAGGGAUUACGUCAUCAUCUUUCUCCUCAUCUUCGUCCAGAUCUUCAUAAACUUCCUGUUCAAGUAACCAGGCUGCUCCAAACCCGAGCUGGAGGAGAUGUGGGGAGAACCAGAACUGUCUGUGACAAUGCUGUCCGUUUCCGGAAAAACUAUUGGGUUGAGAUUUUAUAAUUCCUUACAAUUUUAAAAAAAGAUGUUAUUUAUAGGUCAUGUGCAAUUUGCUGUCAAGACAGGCAAAUACAAUAAUGAUUGUGGGUCCUUUAGUUUAUUACUGACAUAUCUCUAAGAUCCUGUGUGGGGGAAAAUGAAUUAAAAGUACACCACCUGGCCACUUACAGAUUGUUGAGUAAAACAUAUAAGAAACAAAGUCAAAUGGACAAACAUUUCAGCUAACGCCUUCAUUACAGAAACACAGCGUUCUGGAUCUCACCAGAUUCCAGUGUACUAGGACUGAACAGUGCUGCAGGAAGCUGGCCAAGAACAAGGGCAACAUUUUGUAUGUAGCAUAAUGCCAAGUCGCCCCAUAAAUGUUCUUUAGGAUGGAUAAUGGCAGUGUCAAUACGACCAAAUAUGAAGUCACAUACCUAAUGUGUUGCGUCUUGAUAAACUGGCUUCAAUACACAGCAGAACCUCAGAGUUAGGAUCCCCACAGUUACAAACUGGCCUGUCAACUCCAAACUACUUGAGAUCGGACACAGGGCUCCUGGCUGCUGUAAAAGACAUGAAGAUCAGACAGUUAAACACAGGGCUCCUGGCUGCUGUGAACUCUGGGGUUCUACUGUAGGAAAACUAGACCUUUUACAGCAGUGCAAUAAGGAACUUCUGAGAGAUAAGCACAUGCGUUUUUAAACCACUUGGUUAUUAGCUCUCCAGAUCUGCAUAUUUUCCCUAACAUGUAUUUUGAAUGUCAAAAUAAUCCUUUUGGGAUCAAUUUGGUAUACCGUUUGAAAACAAAAAGGAAAGCAAUCUGAAAAGAAUGCUUUUUGAAUCAGUUAUUGGGUAACACUGGGUGUUUCUGUAACAUAGAUGCUAUAGAAAUGUAAUUGUAUGGAAAUGCAGGCCUGCAGGACAGCUAGAAUUGUUUCUAAUUUAGCAGCUAUUAUAAAGCACUCCUUGCAUUGUACACCGCUCAUAACUUAUAGACACAUAAACAAAACAAAAUAGUGCAAGCUUGUAGAAAAUGCCAAAUGCCACAUUUAGAAGAUAGACAUGGAGCGCUGGUACAGUGAAUGUAAAUGCACUGUAUUACUGUGCGUAAACUUUUUAACAAAAAAAUAUUUCUAUUGGUCCGUAAACACAUCUCUUGGAGCACCGAAUCGUCGGUGAAGAUCACCUUAUUGCUCAUUGCUUUUGUUAUUUUGAAGUUUGCAUAUCAGUUCUCGUCGCUGAAAGUGAGAAUUCAGAAUUCUGUAAUGAACUAUUGCUAAUCAGUGCCUUUAGGAUGGAUCUGACUGGGAGAGGUGGGGAAUACAUGCUGUCAUGUGGUUGUGCCAUAAAAAGCCUUUGAAGUCUCUGAACAUGACCGUGGCUGUGCGUUUCUGUUUAACCUGCAGAAUUUCUCAUCAUUUAUUCCUGUCAUUGCAGCCUAAUUUUCUACGCUUAUUAGUUUACUGUCGUUGUUAACUGAAAAGGCACCUUCUAAGAGAGUCAAUUGUCUGUUUUAUUUCCAUAAUAUACUGUAUAUGUUUUGUUAUAUAAUAUUGGUUUUGUCUGUUUUCCACAUGAAAGUCGUUUAUAGAAUAUCAUUUGAAACCAUCAGUAUUUUUUUUUUCAAAAAUAGAGAUUCUGUUUAACAAAAGUGGGACCCGUCAAUGUAUGUAAAUGUCAAGCCUGUGUAUGUCCGUACAUGACUAUUUAUUUGUAAAACACUUCUUGUAAGCUUUUGUCAUCUACCGUAUCAUAUCUUAACAUAUCACCAAAAUAAAUCUUUUCAUUGGCAUCAUC